AUUAAACAGCACUAUUCCCAGCAGACGAAACACGAAAACUAUUAUUAUUUUCGUUGUUAUUGAUUUUAAUUUGUGAACUUAUUUAUUUAAAAUAAAAAUAAUGUCUGCACAAAAUGUAAACGUGUGUGAUAUAGGUGACGAUGUUAGGGAAGUAUUAAAGAAAUUCCGUUUCCAAAAGCACAGCAGCAAUUCUGCAUUAAUAUUAAAGGUAAACAGAGAAAAGCAGGCUCUGGAAGUGGAGGAAGAAUUAGAGAAUGUUGAGCUAGAAGAGUUGCAGGACAUACUGCCCUCGCACCAGCCCAGGUUCAUUGUGUACAGUUACAAGAUGGAACACAAUGACGGCAGGACAUCAUUCCCGAUGUGUUUCAUAUUCUACACUCCCAGGGAUGCACACAUGGAAUUACAGGUAAUGUAUGCGGGAACACAGAGGGCGCUAGCAGCGGCAGUCGGUGCCCCCCGCCUGUUAGAAGUGAGGGAGAUAGAUGAAUUGACCGCAGACUGGUUGAACGAGAAGCUUAAAAGAUAGAGUAAGAUAGAUAUACAAAUGUACUCAUAAAUGAUCAUUUUAUUGUAUAAAACUAAACACCAAAAUUACUUCCAGUCUAAAUUCUAACUGGCCAGUGUCAGUUGUAUAUUUAUAUAAUGACAAACUAGCUGACAGUUCACCUGAUGAAAAGUGGUAUCCACCAACUAUUCUCCAUGAUUUUGCCGCCAUUUUGAAGGGAACUGCAAGAAAUUCACCAUACAAUAUUUUUAUAUUGGUCAACAAAGAUAAAUAACAUGUUUAGAAUUACAUUUAUAUUCCUGAUUUAAAAGCAUGAUAUCCAAGGGUGGCAUAGUAUAUACUGUGACAUCUAUAAUGUUGCUCACGUUGUGCUUAUUUUUAUGGAUGAUAAUCCCUUACCAUCAGGCGAGCUGUUUGUCAAUUCCAACAACAUAAAAUAUCUCUAUUCGAAAUGAGAUUUCGUGAGGUUUUUUUUUUAUAAAAAAUAUAUUUUUUCUUCCAUACACUACAGAUUAUAAUUAUAGCUUACUUUAUUUAAUUUAUUUUAUAUAAUACUCUUACAGUAAAGCAUAAAUCUAGUGUUGCAUAUAUAUAUUUUUCUUUUUUACAAUUUUUUUUGUAUUUUAUUUUUAAAUGACUAAAAUGUCACGGAUGUACUAAACCAAAGCUUGUUAUAAAAGUGUUAUAAAUAUUUUUAUUAAUAACAUAUUAAUUUGUUUUUUUGUACACAUACAUUGUGUAGCAUAUUUGUAAUGAAUUAUAUUUUGAAUAAUUUUUAAACGUUCAAACAUCACGUCCAAUUUUACUAAAGGGUAUACAGCACUAAUAUUUCAGAAGCAAUAGUGUAAAGUUAAUAUAGAGAAACAUAAAUUGAUUUUUGAUGAAAUCUUAAAAUAUUUACUUUUAAUUUAGAAUCUUUUUUGGUAUAUGUAUUAGAAAAGGUAUUAAAGGUAUUGUAAAGUGAUGCGUUCCUACCGAAAAUUAUAUAAUAGUAUAUGUAACAUCAGAGUGUGUAUGUAAUUUACCAGAGGGAGACUUUGUACAAAAGUCGAUUGCUUGGGUACCUCUGUCCCAUUCGUGUUUCAACCGUGAAGCAGUCGUGUUUGCAUGGCUGUGUUUCGGUUUGAAGGGUGGGAUGUGGCGUGAAUUUACAGGGUACAGAGGAAUAACACCUGAGUCCCCAGGAAUGCAACGCAUAGGGGGUAUCAUGGGCGAAACAGAGUAUACUGUUUCGCCCAUGAUACACCCCAUGCGUUGCCAUUCCAGAAUGCCUAUUCUAUGCCGGGACCACACGGCUAGUGACAAAAUACUAAUAGUUAAAAUAGGUUUGUAGAUGUUUGUAGUAUUUAUGAAUAAGGCGGUGAAUCUUUACUAUAAAUUUGCAGUUAAACUUUAACGUUAUAGUUUUUAUUUUACUGUUAACAGGCCGCUCUAAAAUUCUCCCUGAUAAAGUUCACAUAUCAAUGAAAUCUAAUUUGUUCUAAAAACUUUAAUGACAAAUGCACACAAACAAACAUACCUAGUGUAAGAUUUUGUGACAAUUUAUAUAUAUAUAUAUAUAUAUAUAUAUAUAUAUAUAUAUAUAUAUAUAUAUAUAUAUAUAUAUAUAUAUAUAUAUAUAUAUAUAUAUAGCCAUAUUAUGUGUGUAAUGUAUGUGGUGUGUAUGUGUAUGUCUCUAUUUGUAUAACUAAAUGAAUGUAUCACAGUGUGCAGUGUGCACACGACCUAAUAAAGAAAUUAUUUACAGGUACUGUAAUUGUAUUGGAAUGUUAUAUUAUUUUUUAUAAUUAAAUGCGACUUUAAUAGUAUCCAAAUAAUGGAGUCGAUUCUUAGACAUUCCCUUACAACUUAUCCUACAAUUAUCUUUAAAAUACACUAUGUGCCUGCUAUUUUUCUGAUGGUGCCUAUAGGCCGUGGUAAUCACUUACGAUCAGGUGAGCCGCAUGCUUGUUUGUCUUCGCCUUAAAAAAAAAUAUGGGCCAUCGAAAAUGGCGUUUAAAGCAGUUCUGACGUCAUUCUGCUAGAUUUAUACUAGUGCUUAGGUAAUCAUUUCGCUGUAGUAUCGAAUUGAAUGGAGUUACAAAUGUGAAAUAAUGGAUUUAUUAAAAAAAAUAUUUUCAUCUAAUGCGGUGACUUGUGAUACGGGUUCUUCGGAUACCCAGUUCAGGCACCAGUUCUCCACAACUUUGACGUAUCUAUGGUAUUAUUUUAUGUGUUCUUUUGUAUUAAAAAAACUGACAAGAUUGUUAAUAGUGUAUGUACCUAUGAUGUACGUGCAAUGAUUUUUUUAUACCACUGAGGUGGCAAACAAGCAUACGGCCUACCUGAUGGUAAGUGGUUACCGUGGCCUUUGAGCGCCUGCAAUACCAAAGGUUUUAUGUGCACGUCGCCGACCCUUAAGAAUCCUCUUUACCCGACUUUUGAAGAAAUGGUUUGAAUUUGAAAUUUUAAUUAUAAAUAUAGAGAAUGGUGCUCUAGAGUCGACUCCAAUGUCUGCAUACAGAUAAUUACGUCUGCGUACAGUUUUAUUUCAAAUAGCAAAGCGUGAGUUGUUAUUUGAGUAUAUGUCUGAAGCGAACUCGCGAGUGGCGUAUUUACGUAUUGUAAUAAUAUAUUUGGCGUUAAUAUAAUGACAAUAAAUUAUAUUUCAGUUGUAAAAUGCCAAGGAACAUUUUGUUUUAAGUGUAAACUAAAGAAUACGUAGUACACUGGCCCCGGCGUAGCGCAGGUGUGGGGUCAAAUCACGCUUCGAAAUUUUUCAAUCGCUUAAUAAUUUUUAUAUUUUAAUAUCAUAUCUAAGAGGAUAUUUAUUGAAAAAAAAAAAGUUAUAAAUUUAAAAAUUUAUUAAGUAAUAAUUAAAUUCUUUGGUCUUAUCUGAAAUUAUAUAGAUAGAGAAUCGAGUGUCAAAACUGCGUCAAGUUUUUGUCAGUUAAUUGUCAAAUUAGCUGACUCGUUUUUUUUGUCAGUGUUCUAUAUACUUACGCACAUAAUGUAUCCUGACGUAUCUAUAUUUAAUUAUUUAAUAAAUUAAAAUGAGGUUUACGUAUUAAAAAGAUGCAGAAAUUAUAAGACAAAAUAAAUAUAGAAGUUAUAAAGGAAUCGCUCAUAACUAUUUAUCACGCGAAAUUGUGUGAAAAAGUUGAACCGCUUUUCUCGAAGCAUUUGUAUGGAGACACUGUAUCUAUAUAAUCUAAGGGUUUUGUAUUGGAAAAUUUUAAUGAGUGUGCUUUUAUAAGUCAUUCCAUUAUUGAAGCUUAAUUGUAAAUUGUAUAAGUAUAAAUUAUAAAAAAAAAGGUAAAUAUAAUAAAUUUAGGUUAAAAUGUCUGUAGAUACUGGCCGUUUCUGACAAAUAAUUUGGGUAUGUUUUUUUAUUACUGUUUAACUUGUACACAGUAAUAAUUUACGUAUAGAGUAACAUUUAGUGCGCAAUUCUAUGGUCCUAUGGUCUCGAUCGUCGAUUUGGCUACUCUACACGUUGUGACAGUCUCCGCCCUCUAUUGUGAAAAAUUUCUACGCCAUUUUUAUUAAGCGACUUCAAAUUAAUUAAGAACAUGUUCCACAAAUAGUGGCAUAUAGUAGUGAGUGGCGACCCCGUACGGCCGAACUUAGUGUAGACCGACCCCCCCACUAGAUGGUCAUGACAUGGUGAUGACCUCAAAUGCAUUGUAGGGAUUCAGUAGAUGCAGGUGGCUUAGGACUGUUAUGGCUUCCUAUGGGGGAGGCCCAUGUCCAGCAGUGAACGGAUAAUGGCUGAAAUGAGACGAUGAAUGAUGUCCCACAAAAAAUGUACUUCCGUGGUGCCCCACCAGCAUAUACCUUUAGCGGAGGUAGAGUUACCACUCCAUUAUGCAUCAAAAAUAAAAAAAUACAUAAAGUAGUUGAAUAUUUUGUGAGCUGGGAAGCGUGUUUGAAUUGUCUGCCAUUUAUUGUAUUAAUAAAAAAAUUUUUUACUUACCAUUGUAUACACGAAUAUUUUAUACUUCUGAUACGAUGUAUUUUAUAGUGAUUUUCACAGCAUUUAUAAUAAUAUAGUAUAUUAAAAGACAUAUUAAUAAAACAGAAUAUAAGCUA
This is a messenger RNA of Galleria mellonella (greater wax moth), 4576 nucleotides long. RefSeq names its product glia maturation factor beta (gene GMF). NCBI's taxonomy places the organism in Eukaryota, Metazoa, Arthropoda, Insecta, Lepidoptera, Pyralidae. Gene Ontology annotation, cellular component: actin cortical patch. The transcript is spliced from 4 exons. Gene Ontology annotation, biological process: negative regulation of Arp2/3 complex-mediated actin nucleation; actin filament debranching. Gene Ontology annotation, molecular function: Arp2/3 complex binding; actin binding. The record is from RefSeq and is a predicted model, not a curated record. The coding region runs from base 101 to 526 and encodes 141 amino acids.